Suillus subaureus is the source of this 3248-nucleotide messenger RNA. RefSeq lists its product as uncharacterized. Gene Ontology annotation, cellular component: membrane. The transcript is spliced from 10 exons. Gene Ontology annotation, molecular function: ATP binding; ATP hydrolysis activity; ABC-type transporter activity. NCBI's taxonomy places the organism in Eukaryota, Fungi, Basidiomycota, Agaricomycetes, Boletales, Suillaceae. Bases 126 to 3140 code for a protein of 1004 amino acids. The record is from RefSeq and is a predicted model, not a curated record.
AGGAACCUGUUUCGCCAAGUCCGGACUCUGUCACAUCUGAAUCGUUAUGCCCUGAGCUGGCAGUGAUAAAACUCUUGUCCAAUGGCAGCUUUACUUGACAGCUACUACGUGGAACCAGAUUAAGGAUGCUACUAUCAGUGGUACAGAAUCAUGGACUGUACCAUCUCUCCUACGUCCUCCUCGUCCUAUCAACCCUUUCAGCUAGCGUCGUCGGGCAAACAUGUAUGAACUAUGGUGAAACUUCCCCAUCUAACACUUCGAGCUGUCUUUGUCCUCCGGGCUUUGGAGGUGCUACUUGUGCACAACCAGGAUGCGGUGGCACCAUAUUUGAUGGAUCGAAUCGCUCUUUAGCUCAACCAUCUACGUCCUCGUCUGGCUUCGCGAACUUGACCGCGUCCGAUUGCACCUGCGAAAGCGGAUGGGGAGGAGUGGGCUGUAAUGUUUGCACUACCUCUUCAGCAUGCCAGGUCGCGUAUGCUGCGGUCAAUGGCAAUGCAAGUGCAACCUCGGGGCUUGAUGGUCCAACUGGUUUGAAUGACACUAUGGUUUGCAAUACUGCCCCUACUGUGUGGGCAGCUAGUGAACUUAGCUGUCAAGUUAAUAAUCCCACAUUGGAGGCACUGUAUCCUCUCCAAUCUACUCUGAACAUUCUCCGUACUUUGAACAGCUCGCUAUCACCCUUGCACAACACCAGCGGGACGUUAUUGUCGCCCUCCACUAGCUCCUCUAUCUACGCUCAGCUUAUGUAUGCUGGCGUCGAGCAAUUCUUUUGCACUGCUUCGCCUUGUACCCAAACAUUAUCCAACACCACCACCAGUUCGGGAAAUACUACCUCGAGCACCUGGACGUGUCAAAAUCUUUCAUGUACCUGUAUCCAAAAUGCCACAUUCUGCGGUGGUGUGCCGGUCUCAAACCUCACAAGCACCAUUGAUGGACUCACCGGGACAUUGAUAGUUGCGUGCGAUGGCACUAAUACCUGCCAUUUUCAACAGGAUACCAUCAAUUCAGUAUUCGGAAGUCAGGGUUUAUCCAUGGAAGGCUGCGUCUUUGGUGAAUGUGUCACUCAGGCCGUCAUCGACACGACAAACGCCACUUCUUCUGGUGCAGCUGCAUCGGGUGAAACUGAACUAAGCGGGGGAGUUAUUGCAGGACUCGCUGUUGUCGGGGUAAUAAUUGUGUUUGGGCUAGUGGUUGUAGCGUGGGGUUGGUAUGUCCAACGAGCGGCGAAAAAGUUACCUUUCAAUGGAGGCCAAAGCGGCGGAAUAGGUGUUCGGUGGUCCGAUAUUUCAUAUAUCGUGCAAUCGUCAAAAAAUUCACCGUCCUCCCUGUUUUCCAAAUCUACCAUCCGGGGGGGAAAGAUCAUCCUCGAUAGCGUUAGCGGCAGUAUCGAAUCAGGUCAACUCAUGGCAAUCCUUGGUCCUAGCGGAGCAGGCAAGACUACUCUUGUCGAACUCAUCGCUGGUAAGACAAAAUCAGGCCAAUAUACAGGAUCUAUCGCGUUUCCUCCCUGUGCCCCUGGACACCAUCCAAGGGUAGCUUUCGUCCCGCAGAGUGACGUCCUUCCUUCGAUGUUGACUGUCCGCGAAGCCCUUACAUUCGCCGCAUCCCUUCGCCUCCCCGAAGCUCUUCCUGCAUCCUCAAAGGCAGCGCUGGUCUCCGCCGUCAUUUCCAAACUAGGUUUGGAUGGCAUCGCCGAAACUAGAAUUGGCGCAACUGACGGGACUGGUAGAGGUAUCAGUGGCGGAGAAGCUCGACGCGUUAGCAUCGGACUCGAACUUGUUGGUUGCCCGGAUGUGCUCGUUUGUGACGAGCCCACCAGUGGACUAGACUCAGUCAGCGCCUUCCGGGUUGUCAAUGUGCUGAAGGAACUCGCACGUGAAGGUGGAAUUGCUAUAAGUCAUCAAGGCUCACAUGGACAUCGAAAAGGCGUGGCGGUAAUCUGCAGCGUACAUCAGCCAAGUUCGCGACUUUACCACACCUUUGACUCUGUUCACCUCCUUUCCAAGGGGCGCGCGCUGUACUCGGGGCCGGGCGGAUUAGCACCGGCACAAUAUUUCAUGCGCAUGCGAGAAGGGGGAAGGGCUGGGGCUGAUGUCUUGCCUUAUGAAGAGGGUUACAACGUUGCAGAUUACCUACUUGACAUUGCGAGCGAGUCUCCUGAUAUCCCCGGCAUGCCACUGAGCCACAAUGCGGUUGGAGAAAUAGGGUUAAGUGCCAGCAGCGAGGAGAAGGCCGACGGAGGGAAGGAUGUCGAAGCUCUCCUCUCUACGCAAAAUCUGGCACCGGGCACGUAUGUGGCAACUUUCCUGACGCAGUUACAAGUACUUUGCGGACGCGAAUGGAAAGUUUUGAGAAGAGAUAAGACCCUAUUUUUCACGCACGUGUGUGUCGCCUGCGUGCUCGGUGUAUUUUGCGGUGGUCUGUACUACAAGACUGGUUUGACUAUCGCCGGAUUCCAGGCCAGAGUCGGAUGCCUUUUCUUCAUGGGGUCUCUCAUUGCAUUCUCAUCCCUCAGCGCGCUCUAUAAUAUCGUCGAGAUACGACCCCUCUUCCUUCGUGAGAGGUCAAACUGGUAUUACAGCCCAACAGCCUGGCUUCUUUCACGUCUGAUAUUCGACGUGAUACCCCUUCGCAUUAUACCCACUAUCACUGUAUGCACCAUUACAUACUGGAUGGCUGGGCUUGCACAUGAUGCAGUUCAUUUCUUCAAGUUUCUACUCGUCAUCGUUCUGUACACGCUAGUCAUGACACUCUUUAACUUCCUUCUAGGAACGACAUUCCGCAAUGGCGGGAUUGCGAUCUUGCUUUCCGCUCUUUCCGCACUCUACCAAAUGACCUAUGCCGGUUUCUUUGUCCACCUCGCUUCAAUACCGCCUGUCUUGCGGUGGCUGCGAUGGCUUUGCCCGCUCAAUUAUACCCUUGAAGCUAUUUCAGUAAACGAAGUAAGUUCAGGACUGAUGAUCAAGGAUACCUUGCAAGGCGUACCCGUCAAUGUAUCAGCGACCCUCAUCAUGCAGCUACUGUUUGGUUUUGGAUUAAACAAUUAUUAUAGAGAUAUUCUUGUGCUCUUCGCCUUUAUAGCUGGGCUUGGUGUUGCUGUUAUCGCUAUGGUCUGGUUGAAGGUGCGCGAGAGGCGGUGAUGAUCGCCUUGUGAACAAGUUGCUUGCGCAGUAUUUGUUAUAUGUUAGGACCGUUGACUUGGUUUUUCUACUCAGUUCAUCGUUAAUACAAUAAGUUUUUUCUCGACA